AUGUCAAAUGCGCCUGAAACAGGCGCGCUCCGCCGAAAAACGUCUCUACACAUUCGCGACACCCGAAUCGCCGGUCUUUAUGAUUUGGAGAAAACGAUUGGACAAGGGCAUUUUGCAGUUGUGAAGCUCGCAAAACAUGUAUUUACUGGCGAAAUGGUCGCCGUAAAAAUCAUUGAUAAAACGAAAAUGGACGAAGCGUCGACAUCACAAAUAAUGAAAGAAGUUCGAUGUAUGAAACUCGUUCAACAUGCGAAUAUUGUCCGAUUAUAUGAGGUCCUCGACACCCAAACGAAAAUCUUUCUGAUUCUGGAACUCGGCGACUAUGAUCUACACGAUUUUAUCAUCAAACACGAGAAGGGCGUUUGCGAAUCGUUGGCUCAACAGUAUUUUUGUCAAAUAAUGACCGCCAUCGACUACUGUCAUCAAUUGCAUGUCGUUCAUCGAGAUUUGAAACCGGAAAACGUCGUGUUCUUCGAGAAGCUUGGAAUGGUGAAACUCACGGAUUUUGGAUUUUCGAAUAGCUACGAACCGGGCGAGCAACUGAGCACCUCAUGUGGAUCAUUGGCUUAUUCGGCUCCCGAAAUCCUUCUCGGCGAUUCGUACGAUGCUCCGGCUGUUGAUGUCUGGUCGCUUGGCGUCAUUCUCUACAUGCUCGUCUGUGGUCGUCUACCGUUCCAAGAAGCCAACGAUUCGGAAACGUUGACGAAAAUCCUAGACUGUAAAUAUUCGAUUCCAGACGCGUUGUCUGAUGAGUGUGGAGACCUCAUCCGAUCGAUGCUCGUUCGUGAGCCGACGAAACGGGCGAGCCUCGAGAAAAUCGUGUCCUGCGCGUGGGUUCAAGCAGGCGAUCGAGGAUUGUCGACGGCGAUUCCCCUAAUCGUCCGCCAUCAUCUUCCAAGCUCCGCCCACUCGACAAUCAUCGAACAAAUGGUGGCAGGCUGCAUCGCGUCAGAAGACGAUAUUCUUCGAUUCCUUGAGAACGAUGAGUAUAAUUCGGUGACUGCCACGUAUUACCUGUUGGCUGAAAGAGUUCUAGCAUCGUAUCGAGAGGAGCAAGCGAGGGAGUUGCUCGCCAAACACAUGGAAAUGGAGGAUACGGUGGGGGCGGAGCUUCCACAGGAAGGGGGCGGAGCUUCGACGGCGAGGAGCAAUGUGAAAUGUAGGUCACGGUCGAAUUCGUGGAGAGCCAGACCAUGCUCGAUUUUGAAAGAGGAGAGUGAGGAGGAGCUGUCGUCGUAUUUGAGAUCGGCCAGUCGACAGAGUAGUAGAUUCUACCCACUGCACGAUUUUGUCACGUCACCACGAAGCGCAUCCAGAUGUUGUAGUGCACAAAUGUCUCGUCAAAACUCUGAAGAGGCCGUCAGUCUGAAGUCGUUGGACCUCAACGAUCAUCGUCCGACGACGUUCUUCAUUCCCGCCUCAGCCACGUCAUCAUCGACGAACCCAACGACGCCGACGUCGACGAUUAUGAGAUUCGACGAUGUGCUAUCGCCGAUCGACGAGAGGGAAGGGAGUGAAACGGAUAUACAAAAGAGAUUAAUGAGCAGGAGAAGUGUUGUGAUGAAUGAGAUUGUUGAUUCUUCAUUAGCAGAUGGAGAGGUUGCACUUCGAAAGUCCAGUGAUAGUUGUCUGCAUGUACAUCAUCAAUUGUUGAGAUCCGCUUCGGAGGUGCUCGUGGCCGAGCCGCCAGUCCGGAGAGUGUCCGAAGUAGUCGAUCGCCGUCGCCGCCAGCGUCGAGUAGUGGACGAACGUCGCCAGGUAGGGUUGUUUCUAGGCCAUGCCAUAAAAGACAUUUCGAAACUAUGUGACACUUCGAAACCAGUCAUUUCGAAACUAUGUGGCACUUCGAAACCAGUCAUUUCGAAACUAUGUGACACUUCGAAACCGCGACAUUUCGAAACUAUGUGA
Messenger RNA from Caenorhabditis briggsae, 1908 nucleotides. The transcript has 9 exons. Gene Ontology annotation, cellular component: cytoplasm. The record is from RefSeq and is a predicted model, not a curated record. NCBI's taxonomy places the organism in Eukaryota, Metazoa, Nematoda, Chromadorea, Rhabditida, Rhabditidae. The coding region runs from base 1 to 1908 and encodes 635 amino acids. Gene Ontology annotation, biological process: intracellular signal transduction; microtubule cytoskeleton organization; protein phosphorylation. Gene Ontology annotation, molecular function: ATP binding; tau-protein kinase activity; protein serine/threonine kinase activity.